AUGAUGGAUUGCAUUGAUGAUAAUAGCAAUGAUCCUCUGACUGCUCAAGUUUCAUCCCCAUCUGGAGACACUAAAGUUGAUAAAAAGAAACCCAAUGAGAAUGUCUCGUUAACGGAUAAUAGUUUACUGGUGGAUAUAUCUGAUGCUUUGAGUGAGAAAGAAAAAGUCAAAUUCACGGUUCACACAAAGACAACGUUGCCGGAAUUUCAGAAAUCUGAGUUUUUUGUUGUCCGACAACAUGAGGAGUUUGUGUGGCUUCACGAUAGAUAUGAGGAAAAUGAAGAAUAUGCUGGAUAUAUUAUUCCGCCCGCACCUCCCCGUCCCGAUUUCGACGCGUCCAGGGAGAAGUUACAACGACUGGGGGAAGGAGAAGGAGCUCUAACACGAGAGGAAUUCCUCAAAAUGAAGGAGGAACUCGAGGAGGAAUAUUUAGCGACUUUUAAGAAGACGGUUGCUAUGCACGAAGUUUUCCUUCAGCGGUUGGCAUCACACCCUGUAUUCAGAGGAGAUGCGCAUUUGAGAGUGUUCCUGGAGUAUGAACAGGAUCUAUGUGCAAAGCCGCGCGGCAGAAUGGACCUUAUUGGAGGUUUAAUGAGGUCAAUGACCACUACAACAGAUGAGAUUUAUCUCGGCGCUACAGUCAGAGAUGUUAAUGACUUCUUCGAGCAAGAGACAGCGUUCCUCCAAGAAUAUUAUUCUCAUCUCAAAGAGGCUGUAGCUAAAGUCGACCGUAUGACCAGCAAGCAUAAGGAGGUGGCAGAUGCUCACAUCAAGCUAUCAUCCUGCGUGACUCAGUUGGCGACUCGUGAAGCUCCACACACUGAACGGUUCCUCAGCAGGGCUGCCGACACCUUCGACAAGUGUAGGAAAAUCGAGGGUCGUAUGGCAUCAGACCAGGAUCUAAAGCUAGCGGAUACUCUACGUUACUAUAUGAGGGACACGCACGCGGCUAAGGCGGUGUUAGUGAGGAGAUUAAGAUGUCUGGCUGCAUACGAAGCGGCUAAUAGAAAUUUAGAGAGGGCUAGAGCAAAGAAUAAGGAUGUUCACGCCCCAAUGGAAGUACAAGAGGCUGAACAAGCCCAAGCGGACGCGUGCGCUCGUUUCGAACAGCUAUCAGCUCGAGCCAGGGAGGAGUUAAUAGACUUCAGAACAAGAAGAGUAGCGGCCUUCAAGAAAAGUUUAAUAGAUCUUGCGGAGUUAGAGAUCAAACAUGCUCGGGCCCAGCAGGAGUUGUUCAGGAAGUCAUUACAAGUAUUGAGGGAAUGUCAUUAA
Danaus chrysippus (African queen) is the source of this 1272-nucleotide messenger RNA. Lineage: Eukaryota; Metazoa; Arthropoda; Insecta; Lepidoptera; Nymphalidae. The record is from the annotation of a GenBank genome assembly.